AUGCGGCGGGCGGGCAGGCGCGGCAGGCAGGCCCAAGAGGGCAGCCCCAGGGAGAACGGCGUGGGGCAGGAGCCGGGGACGGCCCACGGCAGCCCCACGGGGCGCAUUGAGGGCUUCACCAACGUCAAGGAGCUCUACGCCAAAAUCGCUGAGGUCUUCAGCAUCUCGCCCACCGAGAUCCUCUUCUGCACGCUCAACACGCACAAAGUGGACAUGCAGAAGCUGCUGGGGGGACAGAUCGGCCUGGAGGACUUCAUCUUCGCCCACGUCCGGGGCGAGACGAAGGAGGUGGAGGUGACCAAGACAGAGGAUGCGCUUGGCCUCACCAUCACGGACAACGGGGCCGGCUACGCUUUCAUCAAGAGAAUCAAGGAGGGGAGCAUCAUCAACCGCAUCCAGACGGUGUGCGUGGGCGACAGCAUCGAGGCCAUCAAUGACCACACCAUCGUGGGCUGCCGGCACUACGAGGUGGCCCGGAUGCUGCGGGAGCUGCCCCGGGCUCAGCCCUUCACCCUCCGCCUGGUGCAGCCCAAAAAGGCCUUUGACAUGAUCGGGCAGAGGACGCGGAGCAGCAAGUCCCCGGGCGAGGGCAGAGUGGCCAGUGGGAAGGAAACGCUGCGGCUGCGGGCACAGGGCCUGGCCACACUGGAGGAGGGGCCCAGCCCCUUCGAGGAAGAAGCUGCCCGCCAGGUGGAUGACCUGCUGGAGAGCUACAUGGGCAUCCGCGACAGCGAGCUGGCUUCAACGAUGGUGGAGGCGGCAAAGGAGAGCCCCAGCGCGGCUCAGCUCGCCUGCGGCUUGGACUCGGUGCUGGGCGAGUUUGCCUUCCCCCAGGAGUUCGUGGCCGAGGUGUGGGCGGCUGUCUGCCACCCCAAGGCGCGGCAGGAGUAG
Messenger RNA from Nipponia nippon (crested ibis), 891 nucleotides. Lineage: Eukaryota; Metazoa; Chordata; Aves; Pelecaniformes; Threskiornithidae. The record is from RefSeq and is a predicted model, not a curated record.